AGUGAAACCGGUGGUUGAGUGGAUGACAGAGCUAAGGGCGACUGAACAGGGGACACUGGAGACUGAACUAGUGGCAGCUGAGCUGCAGAAGACUGAACUGGGGACUGCAGUGACGGUUGUGGUGACAGGGACACGGGAGACUGAGCUAGUGGUGACUGAGUUGGGGGCAGCUGGGCAGCUAAACGAGCUUCUGGCUGGGCAGCUAACUCAAAAAACAUGGCCCCGGAAUAAACAGUCGCUAAGUUGGAAAACUCGUGAUUAUUCUCUCUUUCACUCACCACAGCCAGCAACUCAGAAGUCUCGGGAUCCGGCUGUGGUGAUGGGCGUCUGCAGCGUGAUCGCCGCUUCCUUUUUGAUGAUGGCUCCGAUGGACCGGGCAGCUCCACUUCUGGCCAGUCGGGCAGGCCCUUCACAACACCAUGGGCCCGCUCUUCAGGAAUUUGUAGAGUGGUGUGACAGCUCCAAACUUGGAUUGAACGUGAGCAAAACCAAAGAGAUGGUGGUGACCUUCUCCAGUAGGCAGAGGGAUCUGGCUGCUUCAGUCACCAGCACCAUCCACGGGAAGCCAGUGGAGGUAGUUGAGGAGUACAAAUACCUGGGAACCAUCUUUGACAACCUCCUGAAAUUCUCUGCCAACACAGAGGAGAUUCUCAGGAGGUGCCACCAACGGCUAUACCUCCUUGGGAAACUCAACUUCUUUGGAGUCAGCACACCCAUCAUGAUGACUUUUUACUAUGCCUUCCUGGAAAGCAUCAUGACCUUCUCCAUCACCUGCUGGUUCCACUCCCUCAGCCUUCAGAACAGGAACAGACUGCAGCACACUGCAUCAGUGUGCUCUAAAAUCAUUGGACUGCCUGUUAGAACUCUGGCACAGGCUUUCAGCCAACAGGCCCUUAGACAGGCAGCCAAAAUCAUCAGUGACCCCUCUCACAUUCUUCACCCCACAUUUCAAUGACUUCCCUCUGGGCGACGCCUCCGCUGCAUUUCCUGCAGGACUGAGAGGAGGAGAGCCACCUUUGUCUCCAAAGCCACUCUGCUUUUUAACUCCAGCCGAUAAGACCAUUUCCCACACCAGAAAUAUAAACUACUCUAAACUCUUUUUAUACUGCCAACACUUUACUCACUUUUAGUCACUUACAGUUAUUUAUUCACCUUUCAGUUACUUUAAUUUUAAAACUGUGUAUAUACUGUAUAUUCUGUGUGUUUAUUAUCUCACUUGUGUUUAUUAUCUCACUAUUACUGCCCUGUCCUUAUCUUCAACGCCUCUUGGGGAUAAAUAAAGUCUUUCUGAUUCUGAUUCUAAACUUACUAAGUGUGUUUGACAGUAAAGUGAAUGUAAAUGUGAGACACUGUGUGCUCACAGCUAAAGGCUGCAGUCAGCUGUGUUAGAGCGUCUUUCACACAAUCAUCCUUUAAUAAACACUCAGAGCUCCAUUUUGAUGAAGCUGUCAUGUGUGAGCUUGUGUGCUGACAUGUUGACAGAGUGACCUCAGAGCUUCUAUUGAGCCAUAAUGGCUCUUUUAAACUGUUGGACACUUCACAGAUUUUUGAAUAGCACAACAAACUGUAACUUUGAAUGGGUACAACAUGAUUCAAGAGUGUAAACUAAGAUUUAUGAUGUGUAUUUUAUGAUGGUAUUGUAGUAUUGGGGUAUUAGACGUAAUUCUUAAACUUACAUAUUUUUCAGUGGA
This is a messenger RNA of Oreochromis aureus, 1691 nucleotides long. RefSeq lists its product as uncharacterized. Lineage: Eukaryota; Metazoa; Chordata; Actinopteri; Cichliformes; Cichlidae. The record is from RefSeq and is a predicted model, not a curated record. The transcript is spliced from 3 exons. Bases 23 to 955 code for a protein of 310 amino acids.